Molecule: messenger RNA, 1238 nt
Organism: Sesamum indicum (sesame)
Lineage: Eukaryota; Viridiplantae; Streptophyta; Magnoliopsida; Lamiales; Pedaliaceae
Gene: HYD1
Product: C-8,7 sterol isomerase
Biological process (GO): sterol biosynthetic process
Cellular component (GO): membrane; endoplasmic reticulum
Molecular function (GO): C-8 sterol isomerase activity; cholestenol delta-isomerase activity; steroid Delta-isomerase activity
Source: RefSeq, a predicted model, not a curated record
UGUAAAAGAUUUUCAAAAGCUAAAGAAAGGUGCUGGUGCGGAGAAAUCCAGAUCCACGCUUCCCCUCACCCUUGGGUUAUACAUUGCAUCAAUAAAGAUAGAUAGAUUGUAAUCCCAUCCAGUCCCCCAACAGCACAUUGAAGAUUUACAGCGUAAUUCAUCCAGGAAAAAGAGAUGGAGCCAGGGCGGACUGGAACGUGCGGUCUCCCUCCGUCUCUGAGUCAGUGUAUUCUUGAACUGUAUAUGUAAAUUAGAUGGAAUUCAAAACUUUGGCCUCCUUCAGAUUCUUGGGAGAUGGCAACACAAGGAGAGAAUCACCCUUACGUUCCAAGAGAUCUGAAAUUGCCUGGUUAUGUGCCUGUAUUCCUUUCCCAAUCAACUAUUCUUAGCGUUUAUGGCAUUGCUUCAUUGCUGGUCAUCUCCUUCAUGUGGAUUUUAUCUGGGCGGUUUCGUAAGAUAUCAAAAGUUGACAGACUACUAAUGUGCUGGUGGAUAUUCACUGGCCUGACUCACAUUAUUCUUGAGGGGUAUUUCGUCUUUUCUCCGGAAUUUUAUAAGAAGAAGACUCCUCAUUACCUUGCAGAAGUUUGGAAAGAAUACAGCAAAGGCGAUUCAAGAUAUGCAGGACGAGAUUCUGGUGUAGUUGCUGUUGAAGGAAUUACAGCUGUUCUGGAAGGUCCAGCUUGUCUCCUUGCAGUGUAUGCUAUAGCAACAAAGAAGUCGUACAACCACAUACUUCAAGUGGCCAUCUCUCUCGGGCAGCUCUACGGAACUGCUGUGUAUUUCCUUACAUCUCUCUUGGAUGGAGAUGACUUCGCGGCAAGUACAUAUUAUUAUUAUGCAUACUACGUCUUUGCUAACGGAUGGUGGGUUCUAAUACCGACCAUCAUUGUUAUCCAUUGCUGGAAGAAAAUAUGUGCAGCGUGCCAGGUCCUAGAACAGAAAAAGGCCAAAACCCGUUGAGUUCGAACAAACCAUUUAUUCCUCCAUUGAUGUCAACCUCUUUUAUUUAGCGAUACCUGGACCCAGUGAUACCAGUAUUGGUAUGUCCAGGUGCAGUUUUCAUGUUGAUCAAAUUGCAAACUUCUCAUGUGUUUUGUCCAAUUUAAAACUGCCUGCACUUGCUAACUAUUUCUUGUUUUUGCUUUUUCUUGUACCCCUUUCCACAAUGUUCAACAAAUUUAUCUUUUACAUGGUAGGCAUGUGAAAUCAUAAUCCAGGUAUAUUUUAAUUUUCCA